This is a messenger RNA of Pistacia vera, 1590 nucleotides long. RefSeq lists its product as uncharacterized. Bases 1 to 1590 code for a protein of 529 amino acids. The record is from RefSeq and is a predicted model, not a curated record. NCBI's taxonomy places the organism in Eukaryota, Viridiplantae, Streptophyta, Magnoliopsida, Sapindales, Anacardiaceae. The transcript has 4 exons.
AUGGCUUCCGAUGAUUUUGCUGUUUGCGGUCCACCACCUCCUCCACCAAACCGAUUUCUUAAUGACCCAACCAACCCUUUUCAACUUGACCAUGGGGACAAUCCCUCUGUUUCUCUCGUCCCCGACCUCCUCACUAUCAACAAUUACACCACUUGGUCUGGUGCAAUGCAACAUGCUCUUCGAGCCAAUAACAAAUUAGGGUUCGUUAACGGUGAACUCACCAAACCCACAAACCCAUCUGACCCUUUACUUCAACCAUGGGAACGUUGCAACGACAUGCUUGAACUACGAGAGCGUUUCACUCAACAAAAUGGCUCUCGAAUCCACCUCAAGAAAACACUCGCUGGACUUCAUCAAGAUCAAGAUCUGGUAAGCGUUUACUUUGGAAAAUUGAAACCUAUUUGGGAUGAACUCAACCUAUUCGACCCAUUGCCUGACUGUACUUGCGGUCAAUUGAAAAUCCUUUCGGAUCGAUAUCACAGAGAUUGCGUUAUUCAAUUUCUAAUGGGCCUAAAUGACUCAUACACCAAUUCUCAUGACCAGAUUAUGCUUCUUGAUCCGCUCCCCUCUAUUGGCAAAGCCUUUUCCCUAAUCCAGCAGCAAGAACACCAACACCUCAUGCUCAACAACAACCCUUCCCCUGAUUCCAUGGCUCUUGCUAUCAAGAAGUUUUAUCCCACCUCCAAACCACCCAACAAAUCUGGCCAAACACAAAAACCUCGCCCCAAUUGUACUCACUGCCAUUUAUCUAGGCACACUUUUGAGAAUUACUUCAAAGGAGGCAACGCUGAGCCUCCCACUUGUACUCAUUGCCACAUGAGUGACCAUGUUGCUGAAAAGUGCUAUAAACUCCACAUUUAUCCCCCAGGGCACAAACUAUUCAACAAAGCUAAAUCCUCACUAGUGUUUGCAAACUCUACUUCAACUGAACCAGAUGAAGACUCUUCUGCCACGGUUGCCUUUAUAAAGGACCAGUAUCAUCAAUUCCUUAAUUUGUUGCAACAUAAAGAGCAUCCUCUGAUGCCUUCUCCCUCCACCAACUCAUCCAAGACAACUUUUCAUCCCCAUGCUAACUCUGCUACUACUCCAACUAUGUCUGGUAUUUUGGCUUCAUACCCCUUAUCAUUGUCUGUUUCUUCUCAGCACUCACAUACUCCUUGGAUCAUUGAUAUGUGUGCUACAGACCAUAUGGUCUAUAUCACCUCCCUUCUCACCACAAACACUCACAAUGUCUCAUACUCUGUCAAAAUGCUUGAUAAGAGCUUGAAAGUGUAUCUUGAGUAUUUUCAGGACCUUUCAUCUUGGACAACGAUUUGGAAGGGUAAACUGAGGCGAGGACUUUAUCACUUGUUGCAUAUUGCAGUGCCUUCCAUAACUCUUGUCGACCACCUUUCCACUCUUUCAAAUAAACAUGACUUUGUCUCAACUUCAAUACUUACCAAUACACAAAUAUCUGAUACCUGGCACUAUAGGCUAGGCCAUACCUCUUACUCCACAAUUUCUUUAAUCAAAGAUCCUAUUGUAACCUUUCAUAUUUCUAAUACAAAUGAUGUUCCUUGUUGCAUAAGUCCAUUGGCUAAACAACACUGA